Messenger RNA from Fonsecaea nubica, 609 nucleotides. Its product is annotated as iron sulfur cluster assembly protein 2, mitochondrial. Gene Ontology annotation, molecular function: ferrous iron binding; 2 iron, 2 sulfur cluster binding. The transcript has 3 exons. Gene Ontology annotation, biological process: iron-sulfur cluster assembly; intracellular iron ion homeostasis. Lineage: Eukaryota; Fungi; Ascomycota; Eurotiomycetes; Chaetothyriales; Herpotrichiellaceae. Gene Ontology annotation, cellular component: mitochondrial matrix; cytoplasm. The record is from RefSeq and is a predicted model, not a curated record. Bases 1 to 609 code for a protein of 202 amino acids.
AUGUCACGAAGAGCUCUCCUUACCAUCCCGCGCGCAAUGCGCACCUCGGUCCAAACCUCCGUUGUCCGACCGAGUAUCGCCUCCUCAUCACCACUCAGACCCGCCGCCGUCUCGCAGCAGCGACGAAGCUAUCACGAGAAGGUCCUUGAUCAUUAUUCAAAUCCAAGAAAUGUUGGCUCGAUGGAUAAAUCUGCGGUGGAUGUUGGAACAGGCCUCGUCGGAGCGCCCGCUUGUGGCGAUGUGAUGAAACUGCAAAUCAAGGUCGAUCCCAACACGCAGACAAUCAGCGACGUCAAGUUCAAGACCUUCGGGUGCGGUUCGGCGAUCGCCUCCUCAUCGUACCUCACCGAGCUGGUACGCGGCAUGACACUAGAACAGGCAGGAAAGAUCCGCAACACAGAGAUUGCAAAGGAACUGUGUCUGCCGCCCGUCAAACUACACUGUUCGAUGCUCGCAGAGGAUGCUAUCAAGAGCGCCAUUGGCGACUAUUACAAGAAAAACCCCAAGGCCAAGGUGACAGACUUGGGUUCCGCCUCGGCGGGCAUGCCAAAGAUUGAAAUUGAGCGAGUCACUGCGACAACCGAUACCGGUGCGAGUGCGACGGCUUGA